Messenger RNA from Pocillopora damicornis (cauliflower coral), 3738 nucleotides. RefSeq lists its product as uncharacterized. Lineage: Eukaryota; Metazoa; Cnidaria; Anthozoa; Scleractinia; Pocilloporidae. The record is from RefSeq and is a predicted model, not a curated record.
AUGAGCAGAAAUACCGUUGUUGAGAUUUUGUUUCUUGUCUUGCUGCAAUAUUUUGCAUUGCUAAACGUUACUGGAGAUUGGAUUGAUAUUGCUGAAAAACGACCUACAUCUCAAAGCAGCACACAAACUCACUAUCUGGCCAGUCAUGCCGUAGACGGAAAUUCUGAAACCUGCUCUCGAACCCGUCAUCUGGUAAAGCAGAUGUGGAGAGUUGAUUUAGAAACGCGAGUGUGGGUAGUGUCUGUUAAAAUUCUAACUAGAAGAAGGCUAUCAAACGUUGACAUCAGAAUAGGUGAUGAGGAACAACUGGCUUUUGAAUCUAACCGACUGUGUCGCCAAGGUCUUGAAAUCAAAAGCGCUUACUUGCAACGAUAUGACUGUGCUGAGCCAAUGCUGGGCAAAUAUGUUUAUAUUUCACUGGGCCACAAAGGAGCAGCAACGCUGGAAUUGUGUGAUGUACUGGUCCACAUGAACACGGGUAAUGCAUUUGACGACCAAAUGACUUACCUUCUUCCUACGAGUUCUGGCAAGAAACUGAUCAAGGGGAUUAUAAGGAGCGCAGAUAAAAGUGGUAAAUUUUGGUUCAAGGUGUUCAAAAACAGAAAAAGCUACGAUAAUUAUACACGUUAUAGGAAAGACGUCAUUAUAGAUCUUCCUCCAGGAAAAGAAAUGUUGAAGAGGAACGCAUCUAUCCUAAUACCUGUGGAGCCAAGUGAAAACCACUACCGGGAAGAUAAAUGUGGUCCGAAGAAUCAUGACAUCUACAUCAACGGAACAGUCCUUGACUACUCUGAGGAUAAGGAAACUGUCGCGGUCAAAAGUGUUUACAUCCCUUUCAGUGAAAAGAAAAUCAAGAAAAAGCGACUGCGGAUCUUCCAUUGCAGUAUAAGUAACGUGCGAAUAAGAAGAGCUAACAUCUGUGACAUGCCAAACAAAUGUGGUACCUCACUCGGAUCUCAAUGCGACAAAACAUUCAUCAGUUCGUCGUUUCCUCCGGGCGCGUAUCACUGCAAGUGCAAUGUUGGCUUUAUUCCAUCUCCUUCUUCAAAACUUGGUAUGGACAAUCAUGUUAAUCCCGGCGAACGCUGCAUCAGAAAACCAAAAGCGCGCUUUCAGUUGCAACACAGCGGCCAGAAUCUUGCCUCAGCAAUGAAAGUAACUGCGUCUUCGACUGACAACUUUGACGGUUGCAAGAAAGACGUGGGCUGUAAAGAGGUUCUCGCUUUUGGCCGGUUUGUAGUGGAUAGCAACUUAAAAACAUGCUUCCUUUCACUAAAUGAAUAUAAACCUUGGCUCAUUGUGCAUCUGGACGACUAUAGGCCAGUGUCUUAUGUCCGUGUUGCUGCUUCCCCGAAAUUUCCUUUGGAUCGUCUCAUAGUGUCCGUAGGUGAAAUAAAAGGAAAGUUGAGUCACUUUAAAAAGUGUGCAUUUCGGCGCGUGUUGGAGAAAGGACAGCAGUUAAGCUUCGGAUGUGACGAUUACUUGUUCGGAAAUGCCGUGAAAAUAACAACUAACUCUCGCAUAUUGAGUUUAUGUGAGGUUGAGGUGUACUCUUACUCUUAUGCGAACGUUGCUUUGCAACCUGCAUCUAAACUCAAAAAGUCUCUCAUGAACGAUGGAGAUCUCCAGUCAUGUUUUAGGACAACAGGAACUGUGUGGUCUCUGGACCUGGGAAAUAAUAUCCGCGUAGCGGUGGUAUUUAUAUCACAUGGUCGUUCAACGAGUCUUGGAGGUUCUGAAAUAACAGUUGGUUACUCAGGAAAGAAAGAAAUCUGUACAACAAUUCCUAAAUAUAAAGAAUCGGCAAAUUACUUUGAAUGCCAGAAGCCGGUUAUUGGGAAUAGAUUGGAUGUCGACUUGAAAAGUCGUCGCACUUUUGAAAUUUGUGAAGUGGAGGUUUUUCAGACAAAGACAGUAAACUUAGCUGCAAAGCGUCCUGCGAAAGCAUCUCAAGAUAACGACAAUGCAUACAGAGGCUGUGAUCAGAAAAUAGACAAAUCGUUCUCUAUCAACGAAGAUCAUGUUCCACUGUGGUGGCGUGUAGACUUGAUAGCAGUAUGCAAAGUUCAUUUGGUGCGAAUUGUGACAGCGACAGGCUACAAACCGGCUGACCUCAAAGGUUUAAAAGUUCUAGGCAAGUUAUCGAAUACGUGUGUCAGACCCCUCUCUCAGAGCAACUUGAUAUCUUAUUCUUCACGACGAAAAAUUGGCAGUCUGGAUUCUCCAACAGCAGAACCUGUCCAGACUAUAAUUCUUUCAAAGGACACCAGAAAGAGGAUUGUCAGCCUCUUUCUUGAAAAAUUUCCCGCCAAACUCCAGUUCCGUGAGGUGGAAAUUUACAAUGGCCCGUUGUUAGUUGUUGAUGUCUGUAAAAAGCCUUAUAUUUGUGGCGACAAUUACAAAUGCGUGAAUGGGAAAAAAAGUCAUUCGUGUAUUUGUCCGAGUGGAUUCCAAAUAACAGGGCGGUAUAAGAAAUGCAAAGACAUCGACGAAUGCGCUUCUAAAAAUGCAUGUAAUCAUGAGAGGCAUGUGAAGAACUAUCAUUGUAAGAACACCGCUGGAUCAUAUGAGUGCUCGUGCAGGGAUGGUUACGAAGCUGUGAGUGAUGCCAAAGGAAAACUUCAAACAUGUCGAGACAAGGAUGAAUGCAGUAAUCCAAAAUUGAACGAAUGCAGUAAGGACACCACAUGCGUCAACCAGAUAGGAAGAUACAUUUGCAAGUGUGUUGUGGGAUAUGAGGCAGACAAGGGAAGUAAAGCUACCGCCAUAGACAUCAAGUGCAUCGAUACAAAUGAGUGCAAUGAGGACAAAAAUUUCUGCGGCCUCAACUCCGUUUGUACAAACACCGUGGGAUCUUAUCACUGCAACUGUGAAGUGGGCUUCAAGAGUAAUAUGAACGAUGGAAAGAAUUGUUCUGCACUAACCCCCUGCUCCUAUGGCCCGUGCACGAAGAAUACAAUUUGUAAAGAUUUUAAUGGCACUUACGUGUGUGAUUGCAAAGGAGGCUAUUAUUUCAGUGCAGUGGGCUGUAUUGACAACAAUGAAUGUGAAUUGAACAAAGAUAUCUGUGGUUCAAACUCUGUUUGUUCAAACACUGGGGGAUCUUACAAAUGCAACUGCGAAGUUGGCUACAAGAGUGCAAAUGAUGGUGGAAAAAAAUGUUUCGAUAUCGAUGAAUGUGCGAAAUUGGAGAUAUGUGGUGAUACAGCAACUUGUGGGAACACUUUAGGAUCAUACACUUGCACAUGCCCGGAUGGAUUUGCUUUCAAUUCACGAAAAAGAAUAUGUGUGGAUUAUGAUGAAUGCGAGAUUGGUCGUCCGUGCGAUAUGAUUUGUGCAAACACAUUUGGAUCGUACACCUGUAGCUGCCACGAAGGAUAUCGUUUAGACAAAAUGCAUUGCGCAGAAAUUGAUGAAUGCCAGGAAAAAACAUACGACUGCCCAGCUUUCUCAAGGUGUAAAAACCAAAAUGGCAGUUAUGAAUGUCUCUGUGAAGAUGGUUAUAGAAAGGCGUCGGACGGAACUUGUUCAGAAAUUUGUCAUCCAGAAUGCGAAGUAAAUUCAUUUUGUCAGAAUGGAAAGUGUAUGUGCAAGAAGGGCUUUUCUAUGGGCCUGAACCUCACUUGUCAACCAGCUUUUCUUGAGUCAUCAGGCGUUUCAUUCCACUCGCGUGUUUUGUUCCUUAUGAUUGCGUUGCUGUGUUCCUUGGUCCUGCUGUGGUUCGUGGUUUUGCUUUGA